Messenger RNA from Chionomys nivalis (European snow vole), 863 nucleotides. It is a transcript of the gene Arl3, whose product is annotated as ADP ribosylation factor like GTPase 3. Gene Ontology annotation, molecular function: GTPase activity; GTP binding. Gene Ontology annotation, biological process: cilium assembly. Lineage: Eukaryota; Metazoa; Chordata; Mammalia; Rodentia; Cricetidae. The transcript has 6 exons. The coding region runs from base 103 to 651 and encodes 182 amino acids. Gene Ontology annotation, cellular component: cytoplasm; microtubule cytoskeleton. The record is from RefSeq and is a predicted model, not a curated record.
GCGUGCGAGGGACGUCAGGGGCGGUGCCGCAGCAGUUACCCCUGGUAACCGGGGAGGCAGAAGGAGGAGGAGGCGGAGGCGGAGGAGGGACUCGGCUUGAGGAUGGGCUUGCUCUCUAUUUUGCGCAAACUGAAAAGUGCACCAGACCAGGAGGUGCGGAUCCUGCUCCUGGGCUUGGAUAAUGCCGGCAAGACGACUCUGCUGAAGCAGCUCGCCUCGGAGGACAUCAGCCACAUCACACCUACACAGGGUUUUAACAUCAAAAGUGUACAGUCACAAGGUUUUAAACUGAAUGUAUGGGACAUUGGCGGACAGAGGAAAAUCAGGCCAUACUGGAGGAGUUAUUUUGAAAAUACGGAUAUUCUUAUCUAUGUAAUUGACAGUGCAGACAGAAAAAGAUUUGAAGAGACGGGUCAGGAGCUAACGGAAUUACUGGAGGAGGAAAAGCUAAGUUGUGUGCCAGUGCUCAUCUUUGCUAACAAGCAGGACCUGCUCACAGCAGCCCCGGCCUCUGAAAUUGCAGAAGGGCUGAACCUCCACACCAUCCGGGACCGAGUCUGGCAGAUCCAGUCCUGCUCAGCUCUCACAGGCGAGGGCGUCCAGGACGGCAUGAACUGGGUCUGCAAAAACGUCAACGCGAAGAAGAAGUAGCGUGGGGACGGGGAGCCGCAAGAGCCGCGGGAGCCGAACUCGGCCCUGGAAAGCACUGGUUUGCUGUUUCCUGACCCAAUGCUUUUUCAUCUGUGCGCCGCUGUGUGAGGAGGGGACAGCAGCUUCAGAAGAGCCCUCUCCAGCCGUAGAUUUUAACUGAUCUCCAAGGUUCAGUAUCGUUUUUCAAAUAAAGGAAUUAUAUUAUUUCCUCU